Messenger RNA from Rotaria socialis, 1044 nucleotides. Lineage: Eukaryota; Metazoa; Rotifera; Eurotatoria; Philodinida; Philodinidae. The record is from the annotation of a GenBank genome assembly.
AUGACGCAAAUACGAGGUUUAAUUUUCUUACUGACCUUUGUAAAAUUGAACUCUGCGACAACCUAUUCAUGUAAUUCAAAUUCUUCUUGUGGUUGCUCAACUAGUGCGGCAACAUUGUCACGUAUUGUGGGCGGAGAGACAGCUGCUUCGCAGACUUGGGGAUGGGCUGUGUCGCUGCGUCUUGGAAAUGCAUUAUGUGGCGGAUCAAUCAUUGCAGCUUCGUGGAUAGUCACAGCUGCUCAUUGCGUCUCGGGAGUGACCGCCAGUCAAGUCACUGUUUACGCUGGUUCUAAUUUACUAUUGACAGCCAGUCAGACCCGAUCAGUGUCAACAAUUAUUGCAGAUUCAAGCUACAGUUCAUCCACCUAUGUUAAUGACAUCGCACUACUUCAAUUGUCAUUUCCUUUAGAUAUGACUGAUCCACGCAUCAGUGCCAUUUGUAUUCCAUUGGUUAGUGCUAGCACAUUGUCAGUUGGUGAAUGGCCUUCAGCUGGAACAACAGUAGUAGCUGUAGGUUGGGGACGAUUAUCUGAAGGUGGAUCUAUUUCAUCGACACUUCAACAAGUCACACUGCAAACAGUCGAUCGACAGUCACCAACAUGUACUCCUUUGAUGAACAAUUGGUUGUAUCAAUUUUGUGCUGCUGCUCAUUGCAAAGGUAAAUGCCCUGCAUUAUGUUUGAUUAAUUUGGAAUGCGGUGUUUUUCAUUUUGCUAUGCUAGAUACAUGUCAAGGCGAUUCGGGUGGUCCUCUGAUGGCUUUUACAACGAGCAAUCAGUGGGUUUUAGUAGGUGCAACAAGCAAUGGCAUCGGAUGCGCUGAAGCGAAUUCUGCUGGCAUAUACACGCGCAUAGCAGCUUAUCAAAGCUGGAUCAAUACGAACACGGGCAGUCAAUUCACAAAUCCAAUAUCAUCAACUUUGAGUUCAUCAACGACAGAAUUCAACUCAACAGUCACAUGUACAGCAACGGUUCUCCAUGGACCUGGUCGAUGUUUUACAUUGACCACUAUUCUCUUAUUUUGUAACACCCUCAAGUCAAUCUAA